Scheffersomyces stipitis CBS 6054 is the source of this 972-nucleotide messenger RNA. It is a transcript of the gene PHO23, whose product is annotated as Pho23p. NCBI's taxonomy places the organism in Eukaryota, Fungi, Ascomycota, Pichiomycetes, Serinales, Debaryomycetaceae. Gene Ontology annotation, biological process: regulation of DNA-templated transcription. The transcript has 3 exons. The coding region runs from base 1 to 972 and encodes 323 amino acids. The record is from RefSeq and is a predicted model, not a curated record. Gene Ontology annotation, cellular component: nucleus; Rpd3L-Expanded complex; Rpd3L complex.
AUGAAGAACCAGCAGCAACAACAGCAGUUCCAGCAGUACAAACAGCGUGCAAAGAACAUUGCAAACAUCAACGAGCUUCUUCCAGGGUUAAACGACAUUUCCGAUGCGUUUGAAGUGUUACCUAUGGACCUCAUAAAGUACUUCACACUACUUAAGGAAAUCGAUGCCAAAUGUAUUAACACCGUUCCGCAGAUCAACUUCUUGAUCAAAAAGUACAUUGGAGACAAGAUCAACGAAAUAAUUCCCUGCUUAGAAGAGAAGAUGCACGUUACGUCGGUGGCGACCGACUUGUUGAGCAAACAUAUGUUCCGUAUCAACAAUGACUACAAACUAAUUGUCAACAACAACGAGAUUCCAGAGUCAAUCCGUAUCGGUCCUCUAAGCCACCCGGCAAUGAUCAUGGAUGCUAACGUAGCCAACGGGUCAAGUGUUGACAGAUCAGCACAGGCACAAAGAAGUGAAAGUAGAAGAGAAGCUCUAGCAGCCAAGAAAGCCAGCAAAGAAGACAAUUCUGAUGACCAUCUUUCUGUGAAGAAGAAGAAGAACAAAGAGAGCACACCUUCAGAAGCACUCAAGGGCACACCGAAUGGAAACCCAGGAGUAACCAACACCAAGAAGAGAUCGAGAAAGGAAAAUGAUGAUAUCCAGAGACCAGAAGACGACAGUAGCAAUAAUUCACGUGCAAACAACACCAGCAGCAAUAAUGUCAACUCCAACGAACUUGACAACGAUGACAAUAACACUAUAGACAGAGUCAAGGCUGAAGUUCCAGCAAGUAAGGCCAAGAAUACAGGCGAACCUACGUACUGUUACUGUAACCAAGUUUCCUUUGGUGAGAUGGUGGGAUGCGACGGUGACGACUGUAAGCGUGAAUGGUUCCAUUUGCCAUGUAUUGGAUUCAAGAACCCACCUAAGGGUAAAUGGUACUGUGACGACUGUCUUGUGAAAAUGAAGAAAAUGAAGAAAUUAUGA